Molecule: messenger RNA, 1775 nt
Organism: Capsicum annuum
Lineage: Eukaryota; Viridiplantae; Streptophyta; Magnoliopsida; Solanales; Solanaceae
Product: serine/threonine-protein kinase PCRK1-like
Exons: 5
Coding region: 128-1426 (432 amino acids)
Biological process (GO): protein phosphorylation
Molecular function (GO): ATP binding; protein kinase activity
Source: RefSeq, a predicted model, not a curated record
UUUCUCCUCUUAUUGCUUUUAUUUUCAAAAUAAGUUCAUGAUAGGACUUUUAUGAAGUUUUAAGUAUUCUCAUUGUUAGCUCAAUCAUUCUCCAGUAUUGUUCCUACAGGUUUGUAUUGUAAGGGCUAUGAAGUGUUUCCAGUUCUCUAAUUCAGAUAAGAAUGAUGAUCAAAACAAGACUACGAAGUCGACAUCAGGACAGUCAUCAUCUGCCUCGGUUUCAAGUACAGAUCGCGAGUUGAAAGGAUCUGAAUACAGCUCGCAGCAUGUGUUAUCGGAUAUUAGCACUGAGUCCUCUUCAAGGCUUUCGUUUUCAUGUUUGUCUAAUAGAAAGCCUUGCAACCUUAGAGUCUUCACAGUUGAAGAAUUGAAGACCGCCACUAGGAACUUUAGCCGGUCCCUCAUGGUAGGAGAAGGCGGUUUUGGUGGUGUAUACAGGGGAGUUUUAAAGGACGCGAAAGAUUCCAACAUUGCGGUUAAACAACUCAGUCAGAGAGGCUUGCAGGGGCAUAAGGAAUGGGUUACUGAGGUGAGCGUCCUGGGUGUCGUUGAGCAUCCGAAUCUUGUCAAACUCAAGGGCUAUUGCGCACAGGACGAUGAGAGAGGAAUACAGCGUCUGCUGGUAUAUGAGUUCUUGCCCAACAAAAGCGUGCAGGAUCAUUUAAUGAGUCGUUUUAUGUCACCUUUGCCAUGGGAAAUAAGAUUAAGUAUUGCCCGCGAUGCUGCUAGAGGCUUGGCGUACCUUCACGAGGGAAUGGAGUUUCAGAUUAUCUUUAGAGAUUUCAAAUCGUCCAACAUUCUCUUGGAUGAGAAAUGGAAUGCAAAGCUUUCCGAUUUUGGCUUGGCCCGAUUAGGCCCUUCUGACGGAUUAAGCCAUGUCUCAACAGCGGUGGUGGGAACGGUUGGAUAUGCAGCUCCAGAAUACAUACAGACCGGGCGCCUAACUGCCAAGAGUGAUGUAUGGAGCUAUGGAGUGUUUCUAUACGAACUCAUUACAGGUAGGCGUCCGUUGGACAGAAAUAAACCUAAAAACGAGCAAAAACUACUCGAAUGGGUGAGACCACAUCUUACAGAAAUGAAGAAGUUUGAACAAAUUUUGGAUCCUCGAUUGGAUGGGAACUACUCGAUUAAAUCAGCUCAGAAGUUAGCUGCCAUAGCAACUAGGUGUUUAGUUAAACACCCGAGGAAUCGGCCAAAAAUGAGUGAGGUCUACGAGAUGGUGAAUCAGAUCGUGGAGGCCACGGCUGAAGCAAAAAGUCAUCCAGGGACGCCUGUAGAAGAAAGUUCAACGCGAAGCGUUGAGGAUGAGAAGUUCAGAGUAAGAUGUCUAAGUGCAAGCAGAAGGUUGGUAGAACACAGUACUUCUGGAGAAAACAAGUUGUUGGUAUGGAAAUUGUGGAAGCCUAAGCUUGUCAGUUCCAAUUGAGUGGCCGAAAUGAGUGGCUCUGUCGUACUUGUCUAUGCUACCUUCGGUUUUCGUGUGCAAAUGACUCAAAAUUGUAAAAAUGUUCUACUUUGAACAAUUAUAAGUUAUAUUGAGCAUAGUAAAUAUACAAAUGGCAAUGACCAAAUAUUAAAGUGAAUAUAAUACACAAUUUAUCACUCACAGAAAGGAUGUAACGACCAUAACCUUCAACUUGCACUAGGGGCGGAUCUAUGUAUAUGGGUGGUGGGGGUGUCACGGUACCCCCGCACACCUCGACUGAAACUUUGUAUACACUAAUUUAGUGUACGUAUAUAUACAUUAGUCAAUAAAAAGUAUAUUAUUCUCUUUA